This is a messenger RNA of Eublepharis macularius, 3862 nucleotides long. Its product is annotated as zinc finger protein 665-like. The transcript is spliced from 7 exons. The record is from RefSeq and is a predicted model, not a curated record. Gene Ontology annotation, biological process: regulation of DNA-templated transcription. The coding region runs from base 278 to 2968 and encodes 896 amino acids. NCBI's taxonomy places the organism in Eukaryota, Metazoa, Chordata, Lepidosauria, Squamata, Eublepharidae.
GAGAGAGGACAGGGAGCGAGGGGCGUGCCUGGAAGGGCGGGCAGGGGGCGCUUCCGGUCUCCUCUCCCUCCUUGCAUGGCGUCCGGUGCACGAGCAGGAGCAGCAGCAGCGCGUCCCCAGAUCGGGUUCCAGGGGAGAUCCGGGAAAUUACAGGCCAGUCAGCCUGACGUCAAUACCGGGACUUUGGACCUUCGCCGGCCAGCUGUGGCAUGCCAAAAAAGAUAACUGCGCUCCCAGAGCACAGAGAUCCUCCUGCCUUCACAGCCCCAGAGCCAAGAUGGAAAUGAAAACCUCCACUGGGUCAGAAGCAGAACGAGGCCCUGAGGCCACACAGGCAGGGAUCAGUGGGAAAAUCUGGGAAAGGUCUGUGGGAAAUAUUCUGGGUGAGGAUGCCACCAGCUCAGUAGCAGAGAUCCAUCACUUCAGGCAAUUCCGCUACCAGGAGGCUGAGGAGCCCCGAGAGGUUUGCAGCCGACUUCACCAUCUUUGCCACCAGUGGCUGAAGCCUGAAAGGCACAGCAAGAUGGAGAUCGUGGACCAGGUGAUCCUGGAGCAGUUCCUGGCCGUCCUGCCCCCGGAGAUGGAGAGCUGGGUUCGGGAAUGCCGGCCGGAGACCAGUUCCCAGGCGGUGGCCCUGGCUGAAGGCUUCCUCCUGAGCCAGGCAGAUGGUCAGAAUCAGGACCAGCAGGGGCUGUCAGAAGAGGCUGCUGAUUUCUGCGAGGCAGAAAAGGCGCCAUCCGACCUGAGGCAGGGGCCGCUGUUCUGGGGGACCAGACAGGAGAGCGAGGGAGGUGGAGGAAGGACACUAGUGGAUGGAUGUGGAGCUUUGAGACUUUGUGGUGGACGUCAGGCAGCCUCUGCGCAGCCAGAUCAGGGUGUGCUGACUCUCGAGGAGGUGUCUGUCUGUUUCACCCAGGAGGAGUGGGCGCUGCUGGAUCCGGGCCAAAGGGCAUUGCACAGGGAAGUCAUGGGGGAGAAUCACAGGAAUCUGGCCUCUCUCGAGCACGAGUGCAAGAGAAUGGGAGAAGAAGAUAAAAAGGGAACUGAAGCAAUAUCAAAGUGGAGAAUGAAUUCCAUUGUUUCUGAAGAUGCCAAUUCCCCUGAAAUUCAAGUCCAGGAAGAAAGUCACAAAAGAAAUAAAAUAAUUCUCACUCGGUGUGCUAAAAUCUCAACUAGGAAAUCAAGGUUUAGCUCACGUCUGCAAAUGCAAAAUCAGGGAAAUCAUGUGGAAGGGUCAGAGUGUGGGAAGAGCUUCAGCCUGGGGCAAGACCUUAUUUUACAUGAAAGAAUGCACACCCAGGAAAUGCUACAGUGUGAAAAAGAUCAAAAAAUGGAACACCUAACUCAGCAACAAAGAGAGCACAUAAGUGAGAAACCUAAUAGAUGUCCAGAUGGCAAAAGGAGCUUCAGCCGUAGCUCAAAGCAUUCUUCCCAUCAUAGAGGAGAGAAACCUAAUAAAUGUUCAGAUUGCGGGAAAAUCUUCAAAAGUAGGUCCUACCUUACUUUCCAUAAAAGAAUCCAUACAGGAGAGAAACCAUAUAAAUGCUCAGAAUGCGAGAAGAGCUUCAGAUGGAAAAGUGAUCUUUCUGUUCACAAGAAAAUGCACAAUGCUGAAGACGCAUAUAAAUGCUCAGAGUGUGGAAAGAGCUUCAAAUAUAGAUCAAGCAUUAUUUCCCAUCAAAGAAUGCAUGCAGGUGGGAAACCAUAUAAAUGCUCAGAGUGUGGAAAGGGCUUUUAUUGGAAGUCCCACCUGACUAACCAUCAAACAACCCACACAAGGGAGAAAACAUUUAAAUGUUCAGAUUGCGGAAAGAUGUUCAGAUAUAGGUUCUACCUUACUUUCCAUCAAAGAAUCCACACAGGAGAGAAACCGUAUAAAUGCUCAGAAUGCGAGAAGAGCUUCAGAUGGAAAAGUGAUUUUUCUGUUCACGAGAGAAUGCACAAUGCUAAAGAUGCAUAUAAAUGCUCAGAGUGUGGAAAGAGCUUCAACUGUAGAGCAAGUAUUAUUUCUCAUCGAAAAAUGCAUGCAGGUGAGAAACCACAUAAAUGUUUAGAAUGUGGAAAGAGUUUUACCAACCGUUCCGGCCUUGCUAUGCACCACAGAAUUCACACAGGGGAGAAACCAUAUAAAUGCUCAGAGUGUGGAAAGAGCUUUUAUCGGAAGGCUCACCUGACUAGCCAUCAAAAAACCCACACAGGGGAGAAACCAUUUAAAUGUUCAGAUUGUGGAAAGAUGUUCAGAUGUAGAUCCUACCUUACUUUCCAUCAAAGAAUCCACACGGGAGAGAAACCGUAUAAAUGCUCAGAAUGCGAGAAGAGUUUCAGAUGGAAAAAGUACCUUUCUAUUCACAAGAGAAUGCACACUGGUGAAAAACUCUAUAAAUGCUCAGUUUGUGAAAAGAGUUUCAUCUGUAGGUCAAGUGUUAUUUCCCACCAAAGAAUCCAUGCAGGGGAGAAACCACAUAAAUGUUCAGAAUGUGGAAAAAGCUUCCAUCAUAAGGGCAAACUUACUUCCCAUCAAAGAAUCCACAGACAGGAGAAACCUUAUCACUGCUCAGAAUGUGGAAAGAGCUUUAGUGGCUAUUCAGGCCUUGCUUAUCAUCACAUAAUGCACACAGGGGAGAAACCAUAUAAAUGCUUGGAAUGUGAAAAGAGCUUUACUUCCCAUUCCGGUCUUGCUUAUCAUCUCAGAAUCCACACAGGGGAGAAACCAUUGAAAUGCUCAGAAUGUGGAAAGAGCUUUAGGUCCCAUUCUGGACUUGUUUAUCAUCUCAGAAUCCACACAGGGGAAAAACCAUUUAAAUGCUCAGAAUGUGGAAAGAACUUUAGGUCCCAUUCUGGACUUGCUUAUCAUCACAGUAUCCACAAAGGGGAGAAACCAUAUGACUGCUCCAAAUGUGAAAAGAGCUUCAGUAAGAAGGCCGUCCUUACGUCUCAUCAGAAAACUCACACAAGGGGGAAGCCAUAAAAAAUGUUCAUCAUGUGGAAAGAAGUUCAGAUGGAGUGACAACCUUACUUGCCAUCAGAGAAUGCACACAGGGUAGAAACUAUAAAUGCUUAGAAAGCAGGAAGGGCUUUAGUCAAAGAUGUACUUAAACUAUCCAUUAUAGAACUCACAUGGGGAAAACCUUAUAAAUAUUUGGAAUUUGUAGUGAGCUUCAAUCAGAAUGUGCAGUUUACAUCCUAUUAAAAACCUAACAGCCCGUGUUAAUUCCUGGGAACUGGAAAGAGCUUUCCUUGGCUGUUUGGUGUAGUGGUUAAGAGCGCAGGACUCCCAUCUGGAGAACCGGGUUUGAUUCUCCACUCCUCCACUUGAAGCCUGCUGGGUGACCUUGGGUCAAUCACAGCUUCUAGGAGCUCUCUCAGCCCCACCCACCUCACAGGGCAUUUGUUGUGGAGAUAAUUAUGACAUACUUUGUAAACUGCUCUGAGUGGAUGUUAAGUCAUCCUUUCUUUUGAAUAAAUAUUUUAUUAGUUUUCUCAUAAAGAUAGGAAUAGGGGAAGGGGAAUGGGGAAAGGAAGGGCAACAGGAACAUCCUAAAGUCUGCUUGCAUCAGCAUUCUACUUAUCUACAUAUCAUAUCAUAUGUCACUCUACAAAUCCAACUCUGAUUAUUAGUAACAGUUAGAACACUGCCUUCAUAUGUUUACUACAUGCAGGUCUUUAUAUUUGUUUUUAAUCCAGUUAUAAAAAGGAAUCCAAGAGGGAGCAAAAUCUUCUUCCAUUUGUCCUUUCAUUAGUGAAGUUAGUUUGUCCAUUUCUGCAUUUUCCAUUUUCUUCGCUAUUAGUUCCUCUUGCUGGGGUGUUGUUGGUCGUUUCCAAUAGUACACUAAUAAAAUUCUUGCCGCUGUUACUACAUGUA